Protopterus annectens (West African lungfish) is the source of this 11331-nucleotide messenger RNA. RefSeq names its product zinc finger protein 318 (gene ZNF318). Gene Ontology annotation, cellular component: nucleoplasm. The transcript has 10 exons. The record is from RefSeq and is a predicted model, not a curated record. Gene Ontology annotation, molecular function: nucleic acid binding; zinc ion binding. Gene Ontology annotation, biological process: negative regulation of DNA-templated transcription; positive regulation of DNA-templated transcription. Lineage: Eukaryota; Metazoa; Chordata; Ceratodontiformes; Protopteridae. The coding region runs from base 189 to 10784 and encodes 3531 amino acids.
UUGAUGUGUGCGUACUUCGGGCGCAGCGUCAGUAGGCCCGCUUACAGCCAUAUUGAAUCUAGUCGGUUUUUAGAUGCAAGCUGUGUCGACCAUGUUUGUUUUUUUAAUACGGUUAACAGAAAAUUUUAUGUAGUUUUCUCACCCAAGGUAUUAUUCUUGACAGUCAGAACGCUGGAUUAGAAAUCAACAUGUACCGUGAUCGUACUAAGGAACGCAGUACUGGGGGGGCGAUGAGUCGCGGUUUGUCACAACGCAAUUCACCGUCCACAAGGGGUGGCAGUGGCCCUAAGCCUUUAGUAGCUCCGUUGUCUUCACGGCCUGAGCCCCCUCCACCACUUCCCGUCCGAAGAUUUUCACCCACAGAAAGGAUUCCACGAGGAAGUGUGCGGCCCGACUAUGUGCUUACAGCUACGGGGUCUGCUGAUUUUUCGUCGAGACUCCGUGAACAACAGGCCGCGGAAGUGGCUCGGAGAUGCUCUCCUGACCAUCCCCCGCCUACACCAUCACGAGAUCAGAGUUCAUGGCUAACAGCUGGUGGUGAUCAUUAUGGAGCUGCCUCUUCAGGUGGAAGAACCUUAUCGGAUCAUGAUCUUCUCUCAUCACCCCGGCAUCCACUUAGUGAUGUUCCCAGGGAUGAAAUCGGUGAUGGGUCUCUCUUCACAAGAGGCUUACCAGCAACUCACUGUCUUGGACGAUAUUCUUCAGCUGAGGAAGACAAGCUGAGCAGUCAGUAUGAUUCCAUAAAAGAUCAGGAUUUUAUAACUGCUAAUCCACUGAGUCAUGGAUCAGAUUAUGAUGUACGUUAUCCAUCUCAAGGGGAGAUGUUAAGAGGCAGUGCAGAACAAGAAAUGGAAAAGCGAAGGAAGAGCCCGACUCAAAGGUCUGAUGACAGAAAUAGGGAAUCCAAAUGGUCACGUUAUGAUAGUGACCAGGAAGAUGGGAGCCAAAGCAGGGACAGCAGGAGUUACAGCUCAGAGAGGUCUCAGAGUUAUAGGAAAAGCCGCAGUCGAAGUCGCAGUCGAAGUAGAGGGCGCAGCCGAAGCAGAGGGCGCAAUGGAGCUCGGAGCCGUGCUCGAAGCCAAGCUAGUGGCCGUGUCCGGAGUCAUAGUAGGGAGAAGAGUCGAAGUAGAAGCAGGAGUCCACUUCAUGCUCGCCAUGAUCAGUUUCGUGAACUAGAACUUGCUCGAAAGAGAGUACAGGAGAGAGACAGGGAGGCAGAUAGGGAGGCAGAAAUGGAAGCCCAGACACGUCUUGGUACUAGCAUGACUGGUUUGAGUAGCCAGGCAAAGCUUUUGCAGAGUGGUUAUCUCCUCCAGAGACAGGAGGAGGGCUUGCCUUUGCCAAAAAAGUCAAUUCUGAAAAAGCGUAUGGACAGCGAGUCUGAGACGGUAACUGGGAUGCAGUAUGACAGUUUCCGUGGUGGAGGUAUGCAGCAGUUGGAUCUUCCUUCUCUGGUGACUCAGUUGGGAGUCCCUCAGUAUGGAAAUAACUUAUCAGCAGAUGUACAACAGUUCUUGAAGCAACUUCUUGGGUGUGCAGAACAGGGUCUCCCCUUACCACUUCCAAAAGGAUCUCAGCGUGUGCCAUCACCAGUAGCUUCUCAGCAUAAUUAUGGUUAUCACACUGAGAAUAUUUUUAACAGAAGUGAUAAAACUGAAAAUUCUGACUUGGCUGGUAUGGAUUUCCUACUCCCACAUGAGCGGGCCACUCAAGAUGGAAGUGGAUUUUCUCGAAUUUUGGGUACAAUGGUUAGUUCAGGCAGUAUUACACCAGAUAAGAAAAAACGAAGUUUUCCAGAUAUUGAUGAUGAGGAGAAGUUUCUUUAUGGUGAUGGAGAUGAUGAGCCAGAGACUCCAGCACCCGUGAAAAAAACAGUUCUAGAAAGUGCAACUGCAUCAGUAAGUGAAAGAAAGUCAUCUACGGAUACUGCUGAUAACACAGAUGAUUCUUCCAAGAAGUAUGAAUAUAUACAAGAUUUGUUAAAGACUAUUGGACUUGACAUUGGAGUGGACGAAAUUAGCAAGCUUGCUACCCGUACUGAGGAACGACUGCAUGGAAAGAAACCGUCUGUUUCUGCAAAGGAGCAUUCUUCAAAACAUCGUAGGAGAGAUGCACAGCGUAGGAGAAGCAAGUCAAAGUCACCAGAGGCUAAGCGUCGCACUUCACCUUCCCCAUCUAAGUCUGUAGUGUCAGGUGAGAAGACAUCUAGUCUGAAGGCAGAAUCUAGUUCAAAAUCUGCAGAUAAACCAGAAACAGCUGAAAAGUCUACAGGUAAAAUGGAACAGGAAUCUUCUCUUGUACCGAGUACACCGUCACCUUCUGUAUCUUUGCCAUCUGCCCCUACAUCCAUUCUGCCUCCAUAUCAGAUACAGGGCUAUGCACAGUUUCCUGCUACUCAGCAAAACUAUUCCCAGCAACAGACAGCUAUGACUGCAACUUCAUAUGAUGCAUAUAGACACUACCUGAACUACCCUCCCCCAGGGUGGCCGAUUUAUCCCCCUUCUGUUCAUCAGGGGUCUCAAGCAGUGGAAGAGUCUCCCAGUUCCAGUCCCAGCCCUAGUGGAGGGUCAGCCAUUAAAGUUCGGCCCAACCUUCGUGUGAUUCAUACUGUUGCCACAAAAAAAAAUUCUCAGGAAUCUAUCCAUGAGGAGACAACUACAGAUAAAUUGCACCAGUCCCCCACCCUUGUAGAAAAGAUGUCUGAUGAGAGAAAUCGGGCUUCUCAGAAACAGAAGGUUGCAGAAGAAAGAGAACAUUUAAAGAAGGAGAAGGAGGCUCGCCAGAAGAAGCUGGAUUAUUUGCAGACUGAGUUAGAUAGACUACACAAACAGCAAGGGGAAUUGCUGAGGAAGAAGCGUCGGGAGAAGGAUGGGCACAAAGAUCCUCUGCUAAUUGAGGUAAACCGGCUGCAAGAAAACAUAGCCAAUGAGAUUAAUCAAAUCCGCAAAGAGAGUGAGGAGGCCGAAAAGAAGCAGUCUGAGCUUGAUAAGGUUGCACAGAUCUUGGGACUGACCAUCUCUGAAAGGCCAAAAAAAAUCAUUGUUGAAAAGAGAGAAUCCUCUUCAGAGAAGUCAGCCUCCAGAAAGGACAGAAGAAGUCCAGAGAAAUCCUCCUCUUCUGCUAAGCAAUCUAAAGCCUCUACAGAGAAAAACUCCAAGCCUCCAGAAGCUGCAGAGAAAGUCCCAGAUAUCAGUGGCGAUCGCUAUGAUUAUUACGACUCUGGGAAUCACUGGUGCCAGGAUUGUAACACCAUGUGUGGAAUUAUGUUUGAUUUUUUCACACACAUGCAUAGCAAGAAGCAUCGUCAGACACUGGAUCCUUAUAGCAGACCUUGGGCAUCCAAGAACUCGAGCCAAAGUAAACGUGAUUCUGUGAAACGCAGUGAUAAAAUAUCACUCCCUGCUAAAGGUUCGGAGUUCUUGAUUCCAGUUACGGGUUAUUAUUGCAAACUUUGUGAAUUGUUUUUUGGAGAUCAAAUCUGUGCUGAACAGCAUGUCAAAAGCCACAGUCAUAAUGAAAAAUAUAAGAAAUAUGUAGAAGAAAACCCUCUGUAUGAGCAAAGAAGAAAUUUGGAUCGCCAGGCUGGCUUAGCUGUGAGAUUAGAAGCGGAGCGCAAACGUGCUGCUGAACUAAAGCGAAAGAGAGAUGAGGAAAAAGAGAAAAAUGAAAAGGAAGAAAGGCAAGAAAAAAAAGGGAGGACAGAAGAAAAUGAGAGAGCAGUUCAGUCAAAUACAGAUGGCAGUAUAAAUACAGAAAGAAACAAGGGGGAGUCUGCAAAUGCAUCUGCCAGUCAGAAUAAGAAAACAGAUGAGUCAAAAUGUAAACCAGCAACUCCUACCUUUGGAGCAUUUAAGUGGAAGAAGUCUGAUAAAGAGGAUGAUAAAAGUGUUACUUUAAAUACUUUAAAGGAGGAAAGCAAUGUUAUUAAAGGCAAAGAUGCAAAAGCACAUGAAGUAAGUCAGCCUGCAGACAUCAAACUCCAUGGUAAAAUGGCUUCAGUAUCCCCAUGUUCCAUGACCUCUGCUUCUGGCACCGCUACAAACCAAGCAAAAAUAAGUGCUUCUGGCACCGCUACAAACCAAGCAAAAAUAAGGCCCAAUUUGCCUGCCCCCACUACAAUAUUCAGGAAAAGUAGUACUGUAAGUGUGAAUAAGCCAGCACCCUUGAACACAUUUUUAUCUAUAAAAUCUAGUGGGACUUCUGACAGACCAUUGCCUUUUGUGAAAACCAGUAACAAGGAAGAGGUUAAAUUGGUCCCAGAUGUAGUCUCUAAAGCACUUUGUGGUGAGGAAGGGAUUUUAAAAGGGAAAAAUUCAGAGUCAAAAAGUGAAGCUAAAGUAAGUUCUGUUGAUUCUGCAGUGAAGCCUGUAGUUCCAACAGUGCAGAGUGCAUCACAGAUUUCCACUGCAUCUGUAAAGAAUGUGGGUACAGUAGUGAAAACAGCGACAUCAACAGCCAGGACUGAUGCUGCAGUAGUGCAGGCAACAGCCAUGGCAAAGCCUACUGCUCUUGCAAAGCCUGCUGGCACAACAGUGCAGACAGCAGCUAUAGCAAAGUCUACUGCACCUGCAAAGAUUUCUGCCACAGCAGUGCAGACAGCAGCCAUGGCAAAGUCCACUGCACCUGCAAAGAUUUCUGCCACAGCAGUGCGGACAGCAGCCAUGGCAAAGUCUAGUGAACCUGCAAAGAUUUCUGCCACAACUGUGCAGAAAGCAACCAUAGCAAAGUCUACUGAACUUCAAAAGAUUCCUGCCACGGCAGUGCAGACAGCAACCAUGGCAAAGUCUACUGAUCCAGCAAAACUUUCUACUACAGCAGUGAAGACAGCAGCUACUGUAAAGUCUACUGAACCUGCAAACACCAUUGCAGCAGCAAGGCAGGCUGCUACACCUGUGAAAACUUCUCCCCUAAUUGUGAAAGCUGCAGCAGGUUCAGCUUCAGCUACUAAGACAGCUACUCCACUCAUAAAGUCAGCAGUUCCUGCAGUAAAGACUUCUGUUAUGGCAGGGCAUUCAGAUGAAGUAGCACCUGGUGUUUCAGAGAGUGAUAACACACAAGUUAAGGUUGUGCGUCCGCCUCCUGUGGCUGCAUUAAUCAGUGCACAGAAAAAAAAUGAUAAGCCAAAAGCUUGCCUAUCUGCUGCCAAUGCUAAAGAUCUUUAUAAUAUAUUUUAUAGUAGUAGUAGGGUAUGUCCAACAGACCUUAAGUUUGGAAGUCUGCAUUUCAAGCCUUCACAAGAGUUUCGUGGGGGACUUGCAGCCAAAACUAGUCCAAAUGUGACUGCUAAAGCUAAUGAUGUGGAAGGUGUUUUACAGAACAAUGCCAAUAAAAGUUUAGGCUCACCUCACCCUCCUGAACAGAAUAGUUCUGAAGUUAAAACACCAGCACUAAUUCUUUCUGAAGUGGAGACUAAGACAGGCAUCAUCAUACCUGGUAAUGAAUCCUUGGAAAUGGCUAAGGAAAUAAAACGUGAAGAUGAAGUAGUUCCACCUAAUUCUAGUUCGUGUACAACACAAAGUAAAGUCGUUAAGGAUCCUGUUUAUUUUGGACCCCAAAUAGUUUUAGAGUCUGCUUUCCCUUAUGAAGGAGAAUUUAUCUUUGAAGGGGUCCGGAAAAAAUCUGGUAGUGUAGUUGGUCCAAAGCCUGAAGUAAAAGCCGAAGGUGGUGGUGUAACAAAUGCAGUCUCGAAGGCUAGUACAGGCACAGAUGAUGUAGGUUUGACAAGUCCUCCAGAGUUAGUUACAUGUGCUUCAGAGGUUUCUCAGGCAUCCUCUAGUACAUCAACAUUUAAGGAGGAAAAUAAAAAUGAUGUAAAUCCUAGGUCAUCUGAGUCCAUUAACACAAAGACUGAUGUAGGUAAUGGGCACAUAAAUACAGCCUUGAAGGCUAGCACAGGCACAGAUGAUGUAGGUUUGACAAGUCCUCCAGAGCUAGUUACAUGUGCUUCAGAGGUUUCUCAGGCAUCCUCUAGUACAUCCACAUUUAAGGAGGAAAAUAAAAAUGAUGUAAAUCCUAGGUCAUCUGAGUCCAUUAACACAAAGACUGAUGUAGGUAACGGGCACAUAAAUACAGCCUUGAAGGCUAGUACAGGCACAGAUGAUGUAGGUUUGACAAGUUCUCCAGAGCUAGUUACAUGUGCUUCAGAGGUUUCUCAGGCAUCCUCUAGUACAUCCACAUUUAAGGAGGAAAAUAAAAAUGAUGUAAAUCCUAGGUCAUCUGAGUCCAUUAACACAAAGACUGAUGUAGGUAACGGGCACAUAAAUACAGCCUUGAAGGCUAGCACAGGCACAGAUGAUGUAGGUUUGACAAGUUCUCCAGAGCUAGUUACAUGUGCUUCAGAGGUUUCUCAGGCAUCCUCUAGUACAUCAACAUUUAAGGAGGAAAAUAAAAAUGAUGUAAAUCCUAGGUCAUCUGAGUCCAUUAACACAAAGACUGAUGUAGGUAACGGGCACAUAAAUACAGCCUUGAAGGCUAGUACAGGCACAGAUGAUGUAGGUUUGGCAAGUCCUCCAGAGCUAGUUAGAUGUGCUUCAGAGGUUUCUCCGGCAUCCUCUAGUACAUCAACAUUUAAGGAGGAAAAUAAAAAUGAUGUAAAUCCUAGGUCAUCUGAGUCCAUUAACACAAAGACUGAUGUAGGUAACGGGCACAUAAAUACAGCCUUGAAGGCUAGUACAGGCACAGAUGAUGUAGGUUUGACAAGUUCUCCAGAGCUAGUUACAUGUGCUUCAGAGGUUUCUCAGGCAAGUCCUCCAGAGCUAGUUAGAUGUGCUUCAGAGGUUUCUCCGGCAUCCUCUAGUACAUCAACAUUUAAGGAGGAAAAUAAAAAUGAUGUAAAUCCUAGGUCAUCUGAGUCCAUUAACACAAAGACUGAUGUAGGUAACGGGCACAUAAAUACAGCCUUGAAGGCUAGUGCAGGUCCAGAUGAUGCAGGUUUGACAAGUCCUCUGGAGUCAGUUACUUGUGCUUCAGAGGUUUCUCAGGCAUCCUCUGGUAUAUCAAAAUUUGAGGAGGAGAAUAAAAAUGAUGUAAAACCUAGAUCACCUGAGUCCAUUAACACAAAGACUGAUGUAGGUAAUGGACACACAACAAAUGCGGUCUUGAAGGCUAGUACAGGCACAGAUGUAGAUUUGACAAGUCCUCCGGAGUUUAUUGCAUGUGCUUCAGAGGUUUCUCAGUCAUCCUCUAGUACAUCAAAGUUUGAGGAGGAAAAUAAAAAUGAUGUAAAACCUAAGUCGUCAGAGUCCAUUGACAUACAGCCUGAAGUAGGUAACAAACAAAGUUCCAUAACAUUAGGUCAGUCAGGGGUCAACGAAAGUGUACAAGACGUUAAUCAUUCUCAGCUUAAAGAAAAUGUAGUCCUUAAUGGAAUGGAAGACCUUGCUGUGACAGGUGAACAGGCAGUUGGGGAUGUAGAGUUAUUACAAGAUCCUUUGGGUAUAUUAUCUCAAAGACAUAAUGAAAAUAGGGAAUCGAUUCAGUUGUCAGAUAAAGUUAACAACAUUGCUGACAUUAAAGCAGACCCAGACAUGACUUCAGCACAGUCUGUACAAAGCCAGAGUGAGUUUGAACAAUCUGAAUCCUCUAAGGAGUCAAACGAAGUUUCUGGUGUGGGUGAAAGUGCAGCAAAGGAAUCUGUAGUACCAGCAUGUGUCAAAAAAGCCAACAUUGAUUUAUUUAGUGAGGUACAGGAUGACUGCCUACUUUCUGCUAAGCCAAAUGAAAGUCUGAAACCCUCAAGUUCUAUUCAGUGUGAGAGCAGUAGUGAGGAAGUUUCCAAAUAUACCACUGAGGAAUCCCUUAAAGUAACACCUGACACCCAUGAUAUGGACAGUGUAGACACUAAGAUUUAUUCUACAGUUAGCCAGAGUAUGUCGGGCAAUGCAAAAUUAGAUCUUGAGAAUGAAAAAAAUGUAAGCGCAUCUUCUCUGUCAGAUAGUGACAGAUUGUCAGGCACAUUAAUAUUAGGUAGUGCAGAAGUUCAUAAUGACCAUUUGGAAUUGUUGGAAGACAGUAAAAAAGUAAUUCCCAGCUUAAGUGUGCAUGGUGAGGACAGUAGUCAGACUGUUUGCCUUCCUAGAGAGAGCCAGAAUUCCCCAAACACUUUAAAACUGGGAUCUGAAAAUGAAGAAACCUCACCAACUGUUGUAACAGACAAUGACUUAUCUGCCCAGUCAGAUGUUGGUCACGAGUCCCAAGACAUUUUGAUACAGACAGAACAGUCCUCAGAACCCUGUAAAGUGCAGCUUAGUGAAGGAAAUCAUAGUUUGUGUCAGAGCACCAGCAGAGAAAUAUCUUCCUUUUCAAGCAGCCAGGAAGCCCCAAACAAAUUGCAGUGUGAUACUAAGAAUGAAGAAUUAUUAUCCACAAAGUAUAACAAUAUGGAAGGGACAGACUUGUCCACUCAGUUUAAUGUUAGCAGAGAUCCCCCAAAUGCACCUUUGUCUGAUACUCUGAAUGUCAGUAAUGAAGAGACCUCAAAGUUGCCUGACAUAGACCCUAGGAAUGAAAUGCCCAUUAGGGGGGGCACUGAUUGUGACAUGAUUAUAUACCCCUCUACCACUAAACAUUUUCCUACAGACAUUCAGAUGUCAGAGGUAGAAGAUGAAAAUAAAGAUGGGUGCCUAGUAACUGAUGUGGAAAUGGAAGAUCAUGACCUGGCAUAUCCUGUCCCACCAGGAGAGAGACCCUCAGCCAGUUUAUCUUGCAGUGGGAAUGAAAACGAGGACCCUUUUCAUCCAUCUCUUGGUGAUAGUACCAGUGUUGUGGACACAAGUGAGACAGACUGUAGAAUAUCUGUAACUAAAAGUAUUCCAAGUACUUUGGAAUGCCACCUUGAAAAGGGAAAUGAUUCAUCUGUAUUGUCUGAUGUUGAAAUGGAAGAUGCCCAUUUACCUAGCACAUUGGCAGCAGUUGGCCAAGAACCUGUAGUUUUAGCACUAUCCACUUGCCAUACCUCUGGUACUGAAGGAUCUUCAGAAUCCUCUCAGGGGCAUUUUGAUAGAGCUAACACUGAGUUAGUACCCGAGUUUAGUGGUAGCCACAUUGCCCAAAGUAUGCAGACUUUACAGUCAGAAAAGGAUUCCUCAGUUACUGAUGUGGGGGAGAGAGAAACCAGUCGAAAUUGCAUGCAGUCUGUAGUUAACCUGACUUCACCAGGUGUUCAGUCUGAUCAGAGUGCAAGUACUAGAGAGUUUACUGUAGCUGGUGUUGAAAUGAUGGAUACCGAUGAAGACCACAGUCAUCUAGAGUCUGGGCAGGAAAUGCCAGACACAUGUCUACCUGAUUGUCAGGCUAAAACAGUGGCUGCAGAUAUAGACGUCACUGAACCGACAGCUGCUUUGUUGGCUGGUAGCCCAUGUGCUACUUCAGUUGAACCAGAAUUUAGUAAUGAAAAUACUGAAGAAUGUUGGCCAGUAAUACUUCAGGUUUAUAGCAGUACAGGUAUUUCAUCACUACAUGAGAAUCUUAACCCCCCUCAAGUUCAGGUACACAAAUUUAAUAGCAAACUUGAGAGAUCUGAAGAUUCUGUUUUGAGCCAUUCAAAGAACAGUGCUGGUGCUGUCUUAGAAACUGAGAGAACAGAAAACAAUGUUAAUUCAGUUAAGUUGGAAGAGGGUCAUGAGGCUGUAGCCAAACAUUCUAGCAUUCAGGAUAAAAAUGAGGAUGGUACAACAGUAACGUCUGUGCAGAUUGUUGCAACUCAUCCAUGUAGUGGCACAGAGACGAAAGACAUUUGUCCUGAAGUUAUGGAUGCUGGCAAAAGAGUGCUUCAAAGUGAAGCUUGUAUAAAAUCUGAGAGUGUAAAUUCUAGUAAUUUAGUACCAUUAGAUGGCACUUUGACUGGGUUAAGUAGUGAACCUGCAGAGAAUGUGGCACAACAGCAGUUUGAAAAUGGUGAACCUUCUCCAGAGAUAGUUAAUAUUACAACUUCUGGCUUAAGCAGUCUUGAGACUGAUGCACAUUUAGAAAAUGUGGACUCAAAAUCUAAGCAUGCACAUUUAGAAAAUGUGGACUUGAAAUCUAAGCAUGAGUUUACAGAUGCUGACUGUACUUUGGAGACUAAUAAUGAGGCUGUUAAUGAAACCGCUGCUGUAUGUUGUGUCCCCGAUACUGAGACCGAUACAAGCUCAAAAGUUGAGACAGUUCUUGCUACCUCAGAAACUGUGUGUGAGAAAAUGAUCAGCUUAAGCGCAGACAUUACAAGUAAGGGUGACACUUGUGAUACCCAGAAGGUAGGUGAUUGUGCAGGUAAUGACACAGAAACUAACACAAUUUGUGGCUUAAAUGCAGAACAACUGGCAUGCCCAGGUACUAAUCUGGGUAUUCUGGCAUCACAAGUACUGAAAGAUGAGGACUCGUGUGCCUCCAGCUCAGAAAAAAUGUUUCUGCACAUCAGUAGAUCAAAUGUAGAAUUGGUUACUGAUUGUGCAGUGACCGGCAUAGCAGACUUGGAUAUGCCUGUUAUCUCUCAUGUUUCUGAUUUCAGUGACUUGGCAGAUGGUAACAAAGAUGACAGUUCUGACACAGUGGAAAUGCCCAUAUUGAGUUACGAUGGGGAGUUGGCUGAAGAAGAGGAGCCCCCUGAAGAAAAUGCACAAACUGUAACAGAAGGGUCAGAUGCCAAAGAGCUUAAGAUGGUAACGGACAAACCUGAGUCAGCUGUGGAAGAUAAUAGACAUGAAGCAGAGGGAGAACUAAAUGAAGGUACCACCUCUGUGUCAGGAGCUGAGGACAAAAAAGAGCUGUGUGAAACAGAAAAUUCCACUGCAUGUGAAGAAACCUAGCAACAGACCCAUGAAUAAGGGUUGUAAAAUUCUUUUGUUUUUUGUGCACUAACAGAUGUUUUGUCCAAUUGAGAUAUAUAUUCUAUGUAUAUCUAUAUAUAGAGAGAUCAAUAUAUAGAUCUAUAAAUAGAUCAUCUGUAGUGCCUGUGUAUACAUGUAUAUAUUUAACAUGAAGAUGCUGUUUUCUUUGUAUAUAAAUUCUGCUUUUGACUGUAGAUAUAUGUUCUUGUAAAGUGUUCGUGAUCUCUAGUCUUUUCUUUAUAGGUUUUCUGUGUUGCGUCAGUUUUAUUGCUGAUAUGAAUCGCUCUGUAAUGCUUGUUGGUAUUUCUUUUUAUUUUUUAGGUUUUGUUUCACAAAGCAGUUUGAGUCGCUUAAAACAUUCCAUGUCAGGUUUAUGAGAAAAAAAAAAAGCCAAGCCCUUUCUGAAGUUGAAGAAAAAUGUGUAAACAGCUGCGUAAAAUCUGUAUUUUACCUAACAUGUUAAGUGAUCACCUUUGGUAGCUUAUGUAAGUUGCACAAAAUAAAAUUGUUUUUUUUUCCUGAUAAA